This is a messenger RNA of Phanerochaete carnosa HHB-10118-sp, 657 nucleotides long. RefSeq lists its product as uncharacterized. The record is from RefSeq and is a predicted model, not a curated record. The coding region runs from base 1 to 657 and encodes 218 amino acids. The transcript is spliced from 2 exons. NCBI's taxonomy places the organism in Eukaryota, Fungi, Basidiomycota, Agaricomycetes, Polyporales, Phanerochaetaceae.
AUGCCUUUGACGGCACAAAAUCCAAGUACCUUCCUUGCUUGGAAGACGCAGAUGAAACUCUACGUAGUUAUGCAGAGGAAGCGACUACCUGAGCAAUUUGACAGGGUUAUGAUGAUCCUGUCCUACAUAAAAGGAGGACACGCUGGCAAAUACAUUGCCACGUACAUGAAAAAAUACGACACCGAUGAAGAGAUGGUGAUCCAGACAACCAAGGCACUAUGGGAAGAUCUAGAUAAACACUUCCUAAUUGAUGAGGCAUCAGAAGCCUACGAUCAGCUGCAGGCGAUGCAGAUGGGCGUGCUAUCAGCGCAAGAAUUCUUCUCUAAGUUUGAGUUGUGCGCCUUCCCAAAUAUUCAUGACUUCGAGAAGCAUUUCCAAAAACUCAAAUCGCUUCUGGAAAGGGCACUACGGGCCGACAUCAUUUGGCUCCUAUACAACUCAUCAGAGGAAAUUCCGACUACUAUCGUAGACGGAAUCCGCAAUCCCAGCGGCAAGGACAAAUUCCAGCCUCGGCAGCAGCAGCAGGCACCAAACGCACCACGAGCGCAGAGUAAUGUAACCGUGCCAACUGCAAACGCUCCGGUUCAGACACGCCGCGAUGGGACAGACGUCACGUUCAGCGGCAGAGGCCAACCAAUGGAACUAGACCAGGCAUGA